UUUUUUUUUUGGGUUGGAACCAAUUAAUUAAUUUAAUUUUCAUUUUCCCCCAAAACAAUUAAACCGCCAAAACAAAUAAUUUUGCAGCAGCAGCGGCGCACCAUCGACCUUCGACUUCGAUUCUUCCGGCAUUGUUACCACCUUCGUUUUCCACCUUUUCCAUUUUCAUCUUCCUCCAUUUUCAUUUCCAAACCCAUUAUAUGAAAUUUAUUACAAUCUUUUGAAGUUUAGAACCCAAUUUCAAACCUUUCGUCUAUUGCACAAACCCUUACCGUGACUCUUGCAAUCGCUCCACCACUAGGGUCGCACAAAUAGCCGGAAAACACCGCCUACAGUCGCCUACUACGCUACUAGCACCACAUAGGGUCGCACUGGUAGCAAUUGAUUGGUUGUUUUAGGCAUUGAAUUCGCAAUUUUAGUACUACUGCCCUAGCUAUUCACACAACUUUGCUAGCCUCCACAAGACCACAAUCGACUACUGACGUAUUCUACCUCCGGCCAACCACUGCCAACAGGACCAGAAAGAAAACCCUAACCAGCCUUAUUAGGGUCACCGCAUCUAAGCUAGUAGCAGGAUGGCUCGAAAGAAAUCGCAAGUGCACGCAACGGACAAUUCUGAAUGCGAGGAAGAAAGAGGUCGUACUGUGCUCAGAAUGGUUGGGAGAGCUAUUCAGGUUGGCACAAAAAUCCCUUUACAGUGGAAUACAACUUGGAGAAUCCCUAUCGGUGUUCAUAGAGGUCAUUUCUCCACCUACAUUGGUGUAGUUGUCCGUGAAAAAGUGAGCAUCACCUACAGAAAGUGGUCAGACUUGCCAAAAGCACUUCUUGAUGAUUUCUAUGACAAUAUUUCGAGGGGGUUUCAUAUCCUUGAGGAUCGCAAAGGUUGGAUUAUGAAACAAGCUUGCGUUCGAGGAAGAGCUUUCAAGACUAGAUUAAGGCUCAAGUAUUUGUACCUGAAAGAUGGAACAAUCAAUGAUUCUCCACCAUUGAAAUAUCCUUUCAUAUCUAAAGAUGAUUGGGAAAAAUUCAUUCAGGCUUGUAAUUCUAGGGACUUCAAGAAAUUGAGUGAAAGAAAUCGUGAAAGUUCGAAGAAGAGGACCUCAAAAUAUCGAGGUGGGAGACUUGGCUAUCAAUAUUUUGAAGAAACAAUUGAAAAAGAGCUAGAGAAGCAAGGAGUACAUGUUUCAUACGUGCCUUGGCAUUUGACUUGGAUUAAAGCUCAUUCUCAUGUGAAGAAUGGAGUUUUAACAUUUGAUAAUCUUGAAGAUAAGGAAAUCCAUGAUGCAAUAAUUAAGUUGGAGACGCAAGUUCAAAAAGGGGAAAUACAAGUUACAGGUAGAGAUGACAUCUUAGCAAGAGCAUUGGACAAGCCAGAACGGGUUGGUUCUAUUAGGGGUGUUGGAUCUGGAGUAACUAACACAGAGUACUUUGGGUUCAACAAACCACCUGCACCUAGCGAAUUCAAUGCUAAAAUGAAUGCGAUGAACUCAAAAGAUGGCAUCUAUGAUGAAGCAGCAGAAUUUUAUAGUUUCAUUCAUGAUGUCAUGCUUGAACCAAGAGCAAUUGAGAGCAUUAAUGGUUGUUGGCGCUCAGCAAGGUGUUUUUGGUGGUGACACUGAGGUUAUAGUGUCAUAUGUUUAUGUAAAAUUUUAGCUAUGUAGCUUUAAUGGUAUUAGCAGUAACCUUAUAUCUGCACAUAUUAUGAGGUUAUGUCCUGCCUAAUCAGAAUCUAAAAUCUAGCAUAAUCAUCAGAAAUUGAAGUUCAGAACUGUAGAUAUGAACUGAAUUUUAGAACCGAUAAUUUCAUAACUGACCUGAAGAUCAAAACUUAUACAUGAAUUUUCAUUGAACCACCGAGUCUACACCAUAUACUAUGUUGUGACAACACUUGUGUGCUCAUUUUUAGGGAUGGAGUGACUGUUGCUUGGAAAUUGAGGGAAGCGACAAAUCUCUACAAGUUGUUGCUAACGGUAAAGUCCUCACAGAAAGCAGCACCGAAGUUCUUGGCAAUCAUAACACAUCGUUGCCCCCUGGUCACCGUCGAGUCACCAUUACAGAAGAUAUUGUGCCAACUGCUCCUCUGCCAUGCCCAAACGAUGAAUUGCUUUUUGUAUGUCAUGCGAAGAGAUCUUAUACAGCUUGGCCUAAUCAUUUGAUUUUCCCCAAAAAGGUAGUAUUCUUCCUUGUUUUUAAGCUUCUGUUCGCUACUGUCUUUAAGCUUCUUCAUAUUUUUUUCUUUAAGCUACUGACUGUUGUGGCAGCGGUAGCAGCUUGGUUUUUUAGUUCCUAUGCCCUCUUAGUUUUUGGUGUGUUGUUCCUUGCAUUUUUUAUGAUAGUCUUGUUUUAUUUUUCAUGUGAAAACAUAUUAUAAAGGCAAACAACCAAUCAGAUAAAUAAGUUGAUGUGACCACACCAUCCCCACAAUCUACAUCCUCCCACGCAUCAACAACUCGUAAGUAUGUUAUUACCGACAAGGAUCGUGAGAAGGUGACAUCUACUUUGAUGCGUCUUAUGAGAAAAAAAGCUAUGGGGAUGCAAAAGACUGGCGAUACCAUCUCUAUCACUAUUCUAGAGAGCAUGUUUCUUAAUGAAAAUGGGUUAAAUGAUUCACUUGAUUAUGAAGAUUUGCUUGAUUGGUGUUUCCAAAGGGAGGUUGGAGAAUCGCAAAUGAAUAUAUUCAUGAAAUCUUGAAAGAACAUUGUCACAAAGAAGGUAUCUCGGGAAUGUAUGGGUUUUGUGACUCUAAUGUUCUAUCGCCUUUGACACCAACGACAAACGAGCAAGUUCGAUCUAACUAUCUAGCUCGUGUUUUUGGGUGCAAUGAGGGGAAGAACUAUAAUCAGCUAUUCUUUGCUCCUUUUAAUGACAAUUUAUUAUGCAUUGGAUGUUAGCUGUUAUUAGUCCGUGGAAUGGGUUAGUGUAUUGGCUAGAUCCACUUGGAGCAGAAAAUAUAAUCAACUCAUUCGCUGAAAAGAUCAUCACUGAAGGAAUCAAACAAUUCAGCUCGGUCCAUCGGAAGGACAUCAAGAAAAUAAAAAAGAAUGCAUAUAUUAGGUGGGAGCAACCACAAUGUCCUCGUCAACCAUCAUACACCAAGUAUUGUGGAUACUUUUUUUGUCGAUAUAAGUUAGAUAUUGUGCGGAAAAGAGUGCUAUGGGUUUCCAAGCAGGUCUUUCCCCCAAUUUGUACAUAUUCUUCGGAAGGCAUUGAUGAAAUGCGAGAUUUGUAGAUUAAAUAUGUUCUUGAUCAUGAGCCAGAUGAAGAAGAUUCAUGAUGGAUGAGCUUGAUGAUGAAUCAGCAAAGAUUGAGUAUGAGAUAAGCUUAGUGUUAAUCAUUAUACUUGUGAAUCUAGCUCUACUUUUGACUCUUUUUUUGGAGGAAAAGCUCUACACUUGAGUUUUGUUUUUGAAUAUUAGAAUUAAUGUAAAUUUUGGAUUUUAUUUCUAUUGCAGAGAAUUAGUUUUUGUA
Molecule: messenger RNA, 3468 nt
Organism: Chenopodium quinoa (quinoa)
Lineage: Eukaryota; Viridiplantae; Streptophyta; Magnoliopsida; Caryophyllales; Amaranthaceae
Exons: 11
Coding region: 576-1613 (345 amino acids)
Source: RefSeq, a predicted model, not a curated record